Molecule: messenger RNA, 1300 nt
Organism: Seriola dumerili (greater amberjack)
Lineage: Eukaryota; Metazoa; Chordata; Actinopteri; Carangiformes; Carangidae
Exons: 5
Source: RefSeq, a predicted model, not a curated record
CCACGGCACAAAAUGCUUUUCCUCCCAGCUGCUGCUCUGUGCUGUCUGUGUUCAGCACUGGUUGCCAUGGCAGCAGAGCCAAUUGCCAGGCUGAUUCAAGACCAGUUAUCAUUGACCAGGAGAGUUGAUGAAACAGUCUCCUUCAGCUGUGAUCGAACUGACCAGUGUGACUAUGAUGGAGAUGUAUACUGGUACCAGAAGAAAGAGACAGAAACAUUCAGCUUGAUUCUGUAUAUUAACAAAGACAAUAGCAACAUAUAUUAUUACAAUCAUCCUCAGAAAGAUGAUUUCACAGCUGUUACUAAAGAAAACGGCUGUGAGUUGAAGAUAGAAAAAGUUAAACUCUCUCAUUCAGCCUCCUACUACUGCUCCUGUCUGAAGGAUGCACGAAUUCUUUGGCUCUGGAACAAACUGUAUGUAUCAGAUGAGCCCGUAGUGAAGCCCGUGGUGAGCGUGUACCCAGCAGCAUCCAGAGCCCACCUGGAGGGGAAGAGCUCCCUGCUGUGUCUGGCCUCAGCCAUGUCUCCUCCUCUGGUCCAGUUCUCCUGGAAAAGACAGAAGGAGGAUGGUCCUCUGGAGGAGCUGACCCGUGAUGAUGGAGAGCAGCUGGAGCUCAGAGAGUCGGGACGCACCGCCGCCAUCUUGCUGAUCCAUCAGCCAGAGAACAGCACAUAUAAAUACCGCUGCUACGUCAAGCACGAGGGCGGCACAGUGGAGGCCCAAACACAACAAGCAGUGCUUCAGCUUCAUGUGGAGACGCUGUCAAAGAGAGCAGAGCAGCAGAGCAUUGACUGAUUUCUUUUUUAAUCCUUUUCUGUUGCAGUGGUUCCUCUGGAUUCUCUCCAGCCUCAGUGCAGGGUGAAGCUGCUCUGUCUGCUCUACACAGUGCUGAUAGUGAAGAGUCUGGUGUACUGCUGUGGACUCUCUCUGCUGAUGAUCCUCACAAACAAGGGACCGUCCACCAACUGCACACAUGCUGACUGACUGUUUUCUAAUUGCCUUUUCUCACCAUCAAUCUCAUUUAUGUCUUUGAUUACUGUUCAGACAUUUAAGUCAAAUGUAUCUUUUUAUCCACAGGUUAGAUACCAUCAGCCUGCAGAUGAUGAAUACAUAUAUACUUAUGCAUAUACUUUUUGAAUCAUUAAAUUUACAGUUUCUAGUAUUGUGUCAUUUUAAUGCUCUCUUUCAUUUUCACUUUUAAUUUUGACUCAUGUAAAAAUAGAAGAUUUAGCUGAAUCAUUAGCUGCUUGGUAGAUAUUUUGUUUCUGGUAUUUUUUCUUCUCUUGCUUUUUAUUUUAAG